This is a messenger RNA of Linum tenue, 660 nucleotides long. The record is from the annotation of a GenBank genome assembly. NCBI's taxonomy places the organism in Eukaryota, Viridiplantae, Streptophyta, Magnoliopsida, Malpighiales, Linaceae.
AUGGAGUACUUGAACGACUUCUCCUCCACUUAUCCACGAUCCGCGUCCCUGCGAUUCGACCCAUCGACGGCCAGGAUCGGCUCCUGCUCCUCCUCCCGUUUCUCCUUCACCGUCUCCCACCACUCCGACUCCGUUAAGCCGUGGUACCUCUCCCUUACCGGCGACACGUCAGCUUCCAAAGUGGGCCCCGCAUUGAUCUCCCUGCUCAACGCCCGCUCCCAAUCGUUCGGGUCACCGAUCACCCGGACGCCACGUGGCAGCAUCAGCGGGAGCAGCCACUACGCCGCCGCCGACAGGCUGGCAAGGAAAGGCUUCCUGCCGCUGUCGAGCGGGUCACCGACGGCGACUCCUCCCUCAAGUUAUGCCACCCGCAGACACCGCGCCCUUCAUUCCUCCAGUCACCGGAGAUGUUCUACAGCGCUGGGAAUUACAAGGCUGAUCGGUGCAGGGAGUCGUUCGUCCCGCUUCUCAAGUUUUACCGGCGGUCGUACAAUGAUAUUGUUUACAGGUCGAAGAUGCGGCCGCCGCUGGGUCGACUCAUCUCCAUCGUCUCCCCGCAAGUCAGGCGCCGCCACGUGUCUUUAUCCAACGGUUCUGAUUUCGGAACGUAAGCAAAGGAGACUGGAGAAGAUGGCGGGAAAAGUUAAAGAAAAAGGAUGA